AUGGUUUCACCACGUCGCCUUAUCCAGUUUCUGCUUGUGCUGUUCACAGCCGGCCUAGUCUUACCAGGCAGACUGCGAGGUUCUGCAUUUUCUGUGCCCUACUCCAAUGCCCACGCACUGCGAGGAGGUCGCUGGAUUCCUGGCAGAUGCGCGAAAGGCCUUCGCCUUUCAGCCAGUCCAAUCGUUGAAGCCUGGCUUUUGCAGCAGGAGCGGGAUAAGGAGUACGAUGAACUCUUGCGCGGAGGCUUCUCCAAGGAGAAGAUGUUCCGAUUUUUCAGCUGGCGGCCCCAUCUGAUCCUCCGCAGGUUUCUUGAGAUCGGCCAGGUGCUAGUGCCGGCCUGGCAGGUAUGGACGGACCCACACACGGAGCAGAACCGCGGUGAGGUGCUGAAGGGCUCCCUGGCGCGGUGUGGCCCGGUCUUCGUGAAGGUCGGCCAGACCUUGGCGCAGCGCCCGGACAUCGUGGGGGACGAGGCUGCGGAGGUGCUGAAGUCCCUGCAGUCCAAGACCGCGCCCUUCCCGGAUGAGAUCGCGCAUCGAAUCGUCCUGGAGGACCUGAACCACUCGGGGCCCCUGGCGCCGGGCUUGGUGCCUUUGGGCUUCCCGGAGGACGCCCCUCCGCUCUUCAAGAAGUUCUCCAGGAAGACCAUCGCCUCAGCGAGCUUGGGCCAAGUGUACAAAGCGACCACCAAGGAGGGUUGGGACAUCGCGGUGAAGGUCAUGCGUCCUGGAGUGGCCAGACUAGUAGCUUGCGACUGGGUUUGUUGGUUCAUCGCCUUGAAGCUCCAGCGCCUGAUCUUCGGCUCCUUCAACGACUUCGCCAAGCUGGCGGAUGGGGUGGCCGGAGGCGUGUUUUUGGAGCUGGACUAUCACAACGAGGGGCGGAACAUGGAGGACUUUGUGAGGGAGCACAUGUGGCUGGGCUUUGUCACCGCCCCGGCCUGGGUGCGGAAGUACACGGGGCCCAAAGGGACCUGCCGCGUGCUGAGCACCGAGUGGGCGGACGGCAUGGAUUUCAAGGACUUGCCGGAGCGCCUGCGACACCGCGCGGUGCGCUUGGCAGCUGAGGCCUGUCUCGUGCAGCUCCUCAUCACCGGCUUCGUGCACGCCGACCCCCACGAAGGCAACCUCAAGUACAUGCACGACGGGCGCAUUUGCUUCCUGGACUUUGGACUCAUGGACCGUGUGUCGCCCAAGGUCAUGGAGGGCUUUGCGGAGGGCAUCCGCAGCGUGGUCUCGAGGAAUUGGACGGCGCUGGCCUGUUCCAUGCAGGUGGUGGAGUUUGUGCCCAACCCGGUGAAGAAGAACCUGCGGCCCAACAGCACCCGGCCAUACUGGGUGGAGAGCACCUUCGACGAGUUUGUGCAGGCUUUGGGUGAAGAGGUGGGCUCAGACAAGAAUGCGCAGACCCGGUUCGGGGACAUGGCGGCAGCUCUGAAGCGGCUCUCCACGAGGUACUUGAUGCUGACGCCUGAGUACGUGGUCCUCAUGACGCGGACCUUUGUGACGUUGGAAGGCAUAGCAGCCGAGUACGACCCGGAUUUCAACAUUUACACCACAGCCCUGCCCAUCACGCUGAGAAGGCUGGUUUCGCCGUCCACAGCUGAGGCAAGGAAAACGCUGCGGAACAACGUGCUGACUGACAAGGGAGAGCUGAAGUGGUCAGAGCUGAAGGAUCUACUGAAGGCCUCAGAGCAACAGCCAGAGGAGACAUCCGAGGAUACCAGCAUGGCCAUCCUAGACUCCUCUGAUGAAGCUGAGGUGUCCGAAAGUGGGUUCAAGCCUUUGGAAGGCUUACUGGGCUCCACUGAGGGACAGUGCCUACGGCGCAUGGCCUAUGAUAUCAAUCUGCAUGCGCUGUUUAGCUACUUGGCCUCCAAGGACGCUCGGUCUCUGCGCAAGCAGGCGGCCUCCUGGCUUGCUCAGCAGCUGGAUUUUCGGCACCUAGCGCGCUCCGCCCGGCACAUGACCGGCGACCCCCCGGCGGGGUCUUUGGAGUACGAGAAGCUUCAGAAGCAGCGCGCCCAGCGCGAGCGCCGGGCGCUGCGCUUGAUUUUACGAAGCCAGUGGAAGCGGCUCCACUACCGUGCCGUGCCCGGCCUGGUGCUGGCCAUCGCCGUGUUCGCUCUGCGCGUGUGCGGCACAGCCCUGCUGCUGAUUCUGAAGCGAGCGACGAAGCGGAUUUGGAGAAGCCUGGUGCAUGCAGAUGCAGCCGAGCUGGGGACAGGAAAGGCCAAUCAGCCGAACAGAGGUCUUUUGCCUCGUCACUUGAAAGACAAGGUCCACCUGGUAGCGGAGGCGGCGCAGCGUCUGCAAGACGACUUGCAGGCAAAGCCUGACGCGCUGUGCCGGCUCUUUUGGGUCCCAGGGAGGAUCGAGGUGGCCGGCAAGCAUACGGACUAUGCGGGCGGCCGGUCCUGCAUUUGCGCUGUAAAUCGGGGCUUCUGUGUGCUGUCUGUGGAGCGGGAGGACCGGCAGCUGCGAGUAGUGAGCUUGAAGUUCCAGAAGGGGGACCCGGCUGGUGUAUGCUCAGUGCCUUUGGAUCCCAACACCGAGGUGCCAGCCAACCACUGGUCCGUGUACAUCGCCUCAGCGGCUCGGCGCCUCGCGCAGAACUUCGGGAAGCUGCAUGGCUGCGAUGUGGCUAUCGGCUGCGACUUGCCGCCGGCCUCCGGUAUGAGCACCUCCUCGGCCUUGAUCUGCGCAAUGUUUCUGGUCUUGGAUGCUCGAAACCGUUUGGAAGCACGGCCAGAGUUUGGGUCUUUGAAGACGGACGAGGACUUGUAUGACUAUCUCGGCUGCAUUGAGAAUGGCCAGUCCUGCGGCGUGUUGACUGGGGACAAAGGUGUGGGCACCUUCGGUGGCAGUGAGGACCAUACCGCCAUCAUAUCCUCGGAAGCCGGUGUGCUCAAGGUCUUCUCCUACAAACCCACCAGGUUUGAGCGAGAGGUGAAGAUGCCUCGGAGCUGGGCCUUCGUGGUGGCAUCUAGCGGGGUGCUGGCUGAGAAGACGGGGGACAAGAUGAACAACUACAACGACGCAGCGACGCUGGCGGCUGAUGCUGCCAAGGCCUUCAAAGAAUCCCAAGGCCUGGCUUCCGGCUGCGAGGAUUUGGCGAGCUGCGUGCGGCACUGCGGAGAGGAUGCCUGCGAGCGGAUUUCGGAAGUGGUCCGAGCCAAAGGCGACAACCUGGAGGUCCGCUUUCGACAGUUCUUCACUGAGAACGAGGUCUGCGUUCCCGGUGUGGCGGAGGCCUUUGCUGCUGCUGAUGCAAAGCGCUUGGGCGAGCUUGUGGACCUGUCACAACAGGAGGGCGAUAAGGGUUUGCAGAAUCUGGUGCCCGAAACCCGGUGGCUGCCGCAGGAGGCGCGGCGCCUGGGCGCCCUGGCCGCCUCGGCCUUCGGCGCGGGCUUCGGGGGCUCCGUCUACGCGGCUCGGUCGAAGGGGCAUGGGGAGCGGGGGUGGGGCUGCUGA
Messenger RNA from Effrenium voratum, 3474 nucleotides. Lineage: Eukaryota; Dinophyceae; Suessiales; Symbiodiniaceae. The record is from the annotation of a GenBank genome assembly.